Dermacentor andersoni is the source of this 3205-nucleotide messenger RNA. Its product is annotated as neprilysin-like. The record is from RefSeq and is a predicted model, not a curated record. Gene Ontology annotation, molecular function: metalloendopeptidase activity. Gene Ontology annotation, biological process: protein processing. Gene Ontology annotation, cellular component: plasma membrane. Lineage: Eukaryota; Metazoa; Arthropoda; Arachnida; Ixodida; Ixodidae.
CAGUAUUCUCUCAACGUAAAAAUACGCCACAAUUUAAACACUUUCAAGUUAAAGUACAAAAUGCGGUGUGGCCGGACGAAGUCAGUCUGAUAAGCGGAUACAGAGAUCUCGGCCAAAAAUGCCCGAGACCAGAUGUCACCUCCUUUGAAGAUAUAAACUCCGAACUACGGCAGUUGAGCCCGACACCCGCUGCUCACCGUAAAUGUUUGCCCACGAGGCAGGCACCCAUCGUCCUAUCUGAUCCCUUUCCCUGCACUCCACUCCGUUGAGGCCGGAGAGCUAUCCCGUAUAAAAUAUGUUUCAUUCAUUCAAGUGGCUCUCAUCGACAAAGCGACUCCCAUUAAAAUCCUCGUAAUCUCUAAAACUAAAGCUGCAUAUUUCAGGCCGAAAGUGUGCAUACAGCGCAAUGCUCCCGACGGCGCAGUCUUCAGCGUGAUCCUCGAAUGCCGAUCCCUUGGUUUGCUUCGUCGAAUCUUUUCUACAGGCCCACGCCGCACCUCCGCCCAUUGUACUCUCGCCGUCGCCGAACGACGAAAGACGCCGGUGGCGCGCCAGGUGGGCGGGAGUCGCCGUCGUGCUGCUGGGCGUCGCCGUCCUCGCCGUCGCCUUGGCGCUGCUCCUGCCGUCGCGCGCGGCGAUCGGCAGCGCCAGUGCCGGAGUGUGCGUCACGACAGGGUGCGUGGACCACGCGGAGAACCUGGGCCUUUACCGCAAAGGGAGCGCCAUCGGACCCUGCGAUGACUUCGGCAAGUUCGUCUGUUCCCACUGGAUCGAAAACGAUAUCAAGGUAGUGCCGUCGGUGACCGUCUAUCGCAUGGGCGUGUGGCUGUACAAUCUGGCGCGCACCCGAUGGUACGAAGACAGCGGCAACAGUGUCGCGGCGAGGGUGACGCGUCUCGUAGACGCCUGCAUGCAUCGGGAAUCCCAGACCGGCAACCACAACGACGACGGCGUCGAGCAGCUUUACCACUUCAUGACCGAAAAACUCUUCCCGUGGCUGCUGCCCGACGCCAACGGCAGCGUCGAUGGAAGCCGGAUACGAAAUGACGGCGACCGGAUAGGAGGCGACGGUGAUUACGCCUUCACGCUGGCCACCAUCCUCAAUAUGUCCGUGAUGUGGUACGUGCCGCUCUGGUUUACUGUCGACCUCGUGACACCCUCGCCGGGACACGGCGCCUCGCCGGCGCACCGGUCCGUGAGUGUCAGCUCGUCAAACAUGCCGUACAUCGGGCAGCUAAUGCACGGGGAAAUCGAAACGUACAAGCUCUACGAUGCGUACGUGUCGCUCAUGCUGGACGUCGUCUUCCGCGGAUGGGAGUUCUCGCCGGACUUCCGUUCCUUCCUACACAAAAGGAGCGCCGAAGUCCAGCGCGACGUCUUGGGAAAUCUGUCGUCGAGCUUCGUCGCCAGCCGCGUCGAGCCUCGGUUCCUCCAAAUGCGCCACCUGCCGGCGCUGGUGCCGAAGCUCGACGCUCGUGACUGGGUCGACGCGAUGCAGUCCGCGCUCGGGGCGAACCCGCCGCUCACCGAGGAGGACACGCUAUUCGUGACCGACUCCGGGCUCCUGGACGCCGUGAACAUCCUCUUCGCUUCGUACACGGCCCGGGAAUUGACGUUUCACACGGCGUGGUGGUUCGCCCAGAUUAUGUCCGUUGUGUCGAGCGAGACGCUGCACACGUUCGUCAUGGGAAGCAAGCUGGGCGACGAAGCCUACCCUUUAGUCUGCGGAGCCCACACCGCUAUGGCGUACAACGUGCUGCUCGCCGGCGUCGACCACGGCACCGGCACAGACUCCGCGAACACGAGGUCGCCGGUAACGCGACUCUUGAGCAACGUCCACCACACGGCAGUCAGGAAAGUUCGGACUUGGACGAGCGCGUUGGAUUCCCAGGCGAUCGGCGCUGUCAGCUCGCGCCUAGGCAGCACCACAACCGUGGUGUGGCCCGAAGGGAAGCAGAACGAGAGCGAAGACGCUUGGUGGGGGGAGGCACUGUACGGUUCCGACUACAACAACGCGACGCCCGGCUUCUUCGGGCACUGGACCGAGAUUCGACAGCGAUUGCGGGCGUCUCUGAACACCGAUGCCUAUCAAUCCGGCCUCCGCGUGUUCCGAUUUCAGUCGUCCAACGUGGCCACGUACGACGCCGUCUCGAACGCGAUUUCCGUCGGCGUCCAAGCACUCACUGGGCCCUUCUAUGCGGCGGAUGGAACGAAUGCCAUGAAUUACGGUGGCCUGGGCUUUCUCUACGCCUUGCAGGUGGCGCGAACCAUCAAUACGCUCACGCUCCUGCUCGAUGGCGACCGUACACCCUCGGCUUGGGUUCCCCCAACCAACGCGACCGACGCCAGCGGGGCUCCAGGGCAGCCACUGCGGAAGCUGGGCAGGUGCCCUUCCUCUGACGCGUCCGCCCACGUGACGUCGCUAUACCCCGUACUUCCGGCGCUGGAAAUCGCGCACGACGCAUACAAGCGGUUCCGCAACGUCGCGCAGGACGUGCCCCUCCGGGGACUGGAGGCCUACAGCGCCGAGCAGGUCUUCUUUCUGACGGCCUGUCACGUGACCUGCUGGACGAACAGCUCGGGGCACCGCAUGUCGCCGGAGUGCACCGACGCCAUGCGCAACUUCGCGCCGUUCGCCGAUGCCUUCGGCUGUCCGGCCGGUUCACCCAUGAACCCGCACGAGAGGUGCCGCUUUUUUUGAAGCGCCCGCGCAAUCUUCGAAACGAUCGAUGAACUCUGGAAGAACGCAAUAACGUACUUUUUUUUUGCUUCGCUUUCUUUUUCUUUUAUUCUUGCUUUUUGCCAACGCCGUCCUCUGUAGUUCUCGCUUAUCGUUCUUCUUUAUCAAUACUCUGCGAAGUAGCUGGCUACGUCAUGUUACAAGCUAUCCGCGCCUUGAAGCUUUGAACAUACUGUGUUAAGAAGCCGUACAGUGACAAGUAUACGGCGUUGCUCUAUUUACUUCACGACAUAGGGCUGCUACAUAAGACGGCUACGUAACACGAUACAGCCAGCCACGCUAUCGUCCUCGAAAGUUUAUGCACAAGUGUCGGUACAGUAUAUUGGAAGCAAGAUUGUACAAGCUUGCACAUCCUUACAGAGAGACGGUAAGUGCUUAAUGAUAACAGAUUUUCGUAACUACAGCCUUGGCAAUAUACUUCUGAUCUGCAUGAUAAUCUUCAAGCGAAACUUUCUUUGCCUCCCC